Messenger RNA from Bombina bombina (fire-bellied toad), 6293 nucleotides. It is a transcript of the gene KLHL38, whose product is annotated as kelch like family member 38. The coding region runs from base 313 to 2052 and encodes 579 amino acids. The record is from RefSeq and is a predicted model, not a curated record. Lineage: Eukaryota; Metazoa; Chordata; Amphibia; Anura; Bombinatoridae. Gene Ontology annotation, molecular function: protein binding. The transcript is spliced from 4 exons.
CCAGUUGUUUUGAAAGGUUUAGUAAGCACUAAAAUUGAAUUCCACAUAAACAAAAGUCAGAACUAUGAACAUAUAAAUCAUUUCGCCAUCAAAAAGCAUCAGUUCUUAACAACUUGACGUUAACGUGUGUUCUGGACAAACUCAGAUCACAGACAGCAGGCAGUGAGCAAGCGAAAGGACUUACUUGUUAAGGUUGUAGGAAGAUGUUGAUGCUACCAUGUGUUCCAUAAUGAUGUAUCUCUGUUGUAACAGCGACCCAAUACACUGACUGCAUUUCUACUUAAAAGUACCUCAUAUAAAUACUGGUUCAAAAUGACUGGGGAGUUGGCAAAAGAGUACCUUUUUCAAGAUGAGAGUCAUUCUUGUGACUUACUUAGGAAUCUGAAUGAUUUAAGAGAAGCUGGUUUGUUAACUGAUGUGAUUAUUUGCACCGGAGAAUGUGAAUUUUAUUGUCACAGAAGUGUACUUGCUUGUAGUAGCCCUUACUUCAAAGCAAUGUUCUGCAACCAUUUUCGAGAGAGUGGUGAACAAAGAGUGAACAUCAUAGGACUUGAUUCAGACUCAUUGCGCCAAAUUAUCAACUAUGUUUACACUGGUGAAAUCUUAAUCACAAAGGAAAAGGUGCUGGGUCUAAUUCAAGCAGCUUCAAUGCUACAGUAUGAAAACUUAUUGGAAGUCUGUUCCAAGUACCUCCUGGACCAAUUGAAUCCACAAAACUGCUUAAGCAUGAUCCACCUUUCUGAACUUUUUAACUGUUUGAAUCUCAAACAGAAAGCUACAGAAAUGGCGUUGCAAUGUUUUCCAGAGGUUUCUAUGUCUGAUGAUCUUAAGGAUCUUUGUGUUCUAGAUUUACUAAAUUAUCUUGGAGAUGAUGACCUCUGUGGUAAUGAGGAACACGUUUUUGAAACCUUAAUGACCUGGAUCCAACAUGACUUCCAAGGACGUAAGUGCUACUUGCAGGAAUUAUUUAAAAAGGUUAGACUGCAAUAUGUCCAUCCAACAUUCCUUUUUCACUUCAUUGCCAGUGACCCUCUUAUCCAGUCUUCCCCAGUGUGCAAAAGCAUUUUGGAGACAGCAUGUUCCUUAAUGUUUUCUCUCAACAUUACCCUUGCUCCAGAUAUCAAACCCAUGUGGCAAGUCCCAAGGCGUUUUUCACACCAGGAAUUCCUUAUCAAUGUUGGUGGAAGAAAAGAUAGCCAGCAGACCACUAGAGAUGUUUUGUUAUAUAGUGAAAAGACCAACCAGUGGCUGAGACUUGCUAAGCUUCCAUUUCGCCUUUACAAGGCUUCAGCUGUGGGUUUGCAUGGUAAUGUCUUUGUUUUAGGAGGAUUGACCAUUGACAGCAAGAAAAACACAGUUAACUCUACUGUUUACAUUCUGUCUCUCAAAUUAAACCAGUGGCGCAAGGGUGAACCAAUGCUUUUCGCACGUUAUUCCCAUAGAAGUAUAGCAUACAAAAACUAUAUAUACUCUAUUGGAGGAAUUGGUGAAAAUCAGGGAAUUCUGAGCUCGGUGGAAAGAUUUGACAGGAUUUAUAACAAGUGGGAGACCAUGGCAAGUAUACCAGUAGCCGUCCUUCACCCAGCUAUUGCUGCUGCAGACCAAAGAAUCUACCUUUUUGGUGGGCAAGAUGUAAUGCAGAAUCCUGUCCGGCUCAUACAGGUUUACCAUACUUCACGAAACAUGUGGUUCAGAAUGGAGACCAGGAUGGUAAAAAAUGUAUGCGCUCCUGCAGUUGUGGUGGGAGAUCAGAUCUUCAUAAUAGGAGGUUAUACACGAAGAAUCAUUGCCUAUGAUGUGAAACUAAACAAGUUUAGAAAAUGUGCUGACAUGAAGGACAGAAGAAUGCAUCAUGGUGCCACAGUUCUGCAAAAUAAAAUCUAUGUGACAGGCGGACGUUGUCUUACUGUAGAUAACGCCAUUGAGGAUACAGAUUCAUUUGACUGCUAUGAUCCUGAAACAGACACCUGGACGUCAAAGGGAAAACUUCCAAGCAGAUUAUUUGAUCAUGGGUGCAUAACUCUUCAAUGUGUGCCGUCUUAUUUAGUCUAAAGAAGACACUGAACCAAUUUCUUCUGUACUUUACCAUUAUUAAAGAUAGCAAUGAAUCUUCACUUUACUCUGUAAAUAUAAUCAGUUUUAAUUACUCAUCAUUUCAAUCCCAAAGGAAACAUAAAUCCACUCACUGUAUUUUUUCCUACUAGUUGAAGGUACAAGGAAACAAUCUAGUGCUAUGUUGCAUCUGAAAGAGGACAUUCUAAAAUGUGUUGAGAAAAAAAAACAAUAUGUAGAGCAGGUGGAGUUUUGCUUAUGAGUCAGUAAGCAAGUAGUUUUUAGGGCCCAGUUGCAUGUACUAAACAACUUUGCGUUAAACUUUUAAUAUAUAGAUUCCCCCUUUUCCUGUAGUUUAAGUCUGAAAAUUACGUUUUCCAAUUUUGAUAACUGCAAGAGCACAUGGCAGACUUCUCAAGCCUAACCGUAACACAUAUCUGUCCCUCAUUGGCUUCAGCAGGGAUUAUCUGAUAAGGGACGGCAAAACAAUUAAUAUUUUGUGAACAUAAUCACCGUUGAUAGCUGUGUCUACUCUAGUAGCAAGUUCUGAUUGGUAUCUCCAAAUGAAGCAAGUGAUGGGUGGAGCUUGACUAUUGAAAAACAAUUGCAGCAAAUAUAGUCGUAAUGUACUGAAAAUAUUUUAAAACUCACCCUCUGUGUUAAUUGAUUGCAACAACUCUUAAGCUUGACCUUUUUCAUGCAAAUAUUUUUAAAUAGGGCUCCUGCAUAUGCAUGAACGAUAAUUUUGGAGCUUAAUAUCCCUUUAAUUACCAUGAUCAAUUUUCAAGAAAUGCACCUGUCUCUAUAAAUUGUAAAAAUUAAUUAUAUAUUUUGAAUGCUAAUAUGAUGCAAUUGAAACACAGCAAUUAAAGCAACUGUAUAAUUCAGUAUAUUUUAAUGUAACAUACUGUAACUAUAGAUUAUAGUUCAUAUUUUUUUCCAUGAAAUCUGAGAUGCAGAAUUCUAGUGCAAACAAUAUGUUUUUGUUUUAUUAUUAUUUUUAUUGUUAUUUUAUUUUUAUUCAUUGUUUUUUCACCCUUACAAAGGUGUUACACAAAUAGACUUGGUCUUUAUUAAUUAAAGUGAAAAAAAAAAACAGUUUUUGAUAUUCGUUAGUAAAACAAAUGCAGAAAAAGUCGGUGGACUGUGGAAUUCGGCUAAUUUUCGCCCUGACUUUUUUAGAGAAAAUAUGCAACACAUUAAUAUAUGUAUUUGCACAGAUAUUAUUGUGUCGCAAAUUAUCUCUACGAAAUCCAGUGCCAAUUAGCCCAAUGCGGCAGACCUAAGCCAUUUACGGCAUUCGUUUUUCUAACGAAUAACGAAAGCUGAAUUUUUGCACAUCCCUUGUUUUCAUUGCUUUUUUUUAUAGUUUACAGCCGCAAUAGGCCAUAGUCAAUAUAGUUCUCCUUUUCAGCUCCCUAUUAGGUUGGUGAGCCAAUCAAAUGCAGGUAUACGAACAUAUUGUUCAUAUAUCAGUUUCAUCCUGACCAGGAAAGGUACAGGGGUUGGUGUUCUUGGAGAGUGAAUUAAACUAUUAGUUUAAAUUAGACAUGUGCGAUUCAGUUCGGUUCGGAAAUUCUGAAAAUUCUGAAAAUUCGGCGAUUUGGAUCGAACCGAAUUUCCGAAUUAAAAUUUUGCCGAAUUUUCCAAAUCGAACUGAAUCGAAUCGAAUCGAUUCGUAAAUUUGGAUGGCCAUUGGAUUAAACUAGUAUUAUACAGUAUGUUAGGUUAACACCUAAUAUACAGUAUAAUACUAGUCUAAUCACACCUAACACUUACCGAAUUGCCGAAUUUACGAACCGAAUCCAACCGAAUCCAGCCGAAUUUCUUCGAAUCCGAAUGAAUCCAAAACUAAUCCGAAAUGAAUCGAUUCGAAAUUUUCCGAAUUCGAAUCGAUCCGAACCGAACUUCGAAAAAUUCCGAAUCGAUCCGAACCGAAACAAAUUUUUUCGCCAUGCACAUGUCUAGUUUAAAUCCUUUGCAGGGGUUAAACACAAAGUAAAAUAAGAGAAUUCUAUUUUUUAAAUGUAAUGAAUUUCCCUUCCUCACUGUGGUAUGAAAACUACAUAGACCAGCUUUUACUAAGCCAUUCCUAGAAGACCUGCUGUUUGACAUAGUAAAGCUGCUUGAAUUACAUAAAUUAUGUCACAAGAAAAUCGGAGACAGGUAUUUAACUAAAAGGAAAACAUGGAAAUUUGUUUGAAAAUAAUAUCCUCUAAUAAAGUAGAACAUUUAUUUUUUUUACAUUCAAAUGUCUGAUUAAUAGAUUGACCAACAGUUUCAUUAAAGGGACAGUAAGGCCGCAAUUACACUUAACUGGCAUGGAUACAGCAUGAUAGUUUAAACCACUUUCCAGUUGACUUAUGCUUAGUUCUCUUAUUAUACUUUGUUAAAGAGUAAUCCUAGGUGAGCUUAGGAGCGUGCACAUACCACUGUCUUUAGUCAUCUGGCAGCAGUGUUUGCAACAAUGCUUAUAGCAAUGUUAUACGUAGUUGCAAACACUGCUUUCCUAAUUUUCUUAUUAGCCUAUUAUGUUUACUCUUCAACAAAGGAUUCCAAGAAUACAACGCAAAUUUGAUAAUAGAAGUAAAUUGCUUAAAAUUACAGGCUCUAUCUGAAACAUUACUUUACUGUCCCUUUAAAUUAAUUACCUCUGUACUUGUUAAAUUUAUGUGACAUUGCUAAUGUAUUUUUUUUAUUAAACACAAUGAUAUAAAAAUGAAUAUGCAUUUAGGAUGAAGCAGUAACAUAUCUAGAAUAGAAACUGGUGUCUGUCUAUACUGGGUGAUUUAUUUUGUUACAUAAUGGACAUAUAUACUGUAUAUGAACUGUGUAAACCUAUACAUCACUAUUGUACAGUCUUUUGCUACUAAAACUGUUUAAACUUUGAUGAUUCAGCAACAGAAAGCAAUUGUAAGAAAUGUUUCAAUUUGCAUCUAUUAUAAAAUGUAUUUAGUAGGAAUGCGCAUUCAUGUCUUUCAUGAGGAUCCGAAUACAGAAGUAAUCAGCGGCUCAUGCCCUUCAGAGAUAUUUGUGUAGCCGGAUUGAUUCUUGUAAAAGAUCCCCACUCUAAGAUCUAGAUUUGCAGAGAUGAAUUUAUAAAUUUACAGUGUUAUAUUUUUUCUUUUCAUUAGAUAUGUGUAUUGUCCCAUUUGUGUUUUAUUUAUAGUCUAAUUAUAUUUAAAUAGAUAAUUGCCCAGAAAAUAUAACAAAUGGAAAAACAACAGUUUGUAAUAAAGUUAAUAGAUAAGAGAAAUCAAAAUACCUAUUCAUGUUACAAUGUUUUACUCUUAUGGUUUGUUAUUUUAAUGUAACCCAAAAAUUGUCUUAUGUGAUUCAGACAAAGCAUACCAUUUUAAAAGAGUUUACAAUUGACUUCUAUUAUCAAAUUUCCUUUGUUCUUGUGAUAUUCUUUGUUGAAGAGAUACCUUGAUAGGUAUUUGGAGCACUAUAUGGUGGGAAAUAGGGAUGCCAUUUAGUGCUCUUGCAAAUGGAUAACAUUCUUGCAAAACUGCUGCCCUAUUAUUCUCCAUAUGGUUUCUAAGCAUAUGUCCCUGCUUUUUAACAAAAGAUACCAAAAGAACAAAGACAAAUUUGAUAAUAGAAGUAAAUUAGAAAGUUGUUUAAAAUCACAUGCUCUAUCUGAAUCAUGCAAGAAAAAUGUUGGGUUUCAUAUCCCUUUAAAGGGAUAGUAAACGUUCAGAAUAAUAUUAUACAAUUCUGCACACAGUGCAGAAUUGUAUAACAUUAUUUUAGCAGUAACUUAAAAAAUUUAAAGUAUUUUCAGAUUUUGAAGUGUAAAUUUGGACUCCGCUCCAAAAUCUACUGAGCGGGUCUUGGCUAUCCAAAGUGCUAUGCGGGCUCGCUGGCUAGUCACAGCACGCCCGGUCGCGCUAUUGGACUAAAUGUAGCUCGCUCCCGCUCUGGUCUAGUAGUAGGAGCGAGCUACAUUUAGUCUAAUAGCGCUACCGGGCGUGCUGUGAUUAGCCAACAAGCCUGCAAAGCACUUUGUAUAUAUUACUGUGUGCAAAAUGAUAUAACAUUAUUCUGAACGUUUACUGUCCCUUUAAGCAUGUCUAUUAUAAUGAUUCAAUGCCUACUUAGGAGUUUGACAUUAUUUAAAAUGUGAUACUGUAUCUGUAGCGUGUAAUAUUUAAAAUAACUAAUUAUUUUAUUAUAUACAAUUUUUUUGUUUGUUUUUUUUACUGUGCAUUCCAUAUUAAAAUAGAAGUUUUUUCCAA